Molecule: messenger RNA, 825 nt
Organism: Centruroides sculpturatus (bark scorpion)
Lineage: Eukaryota; Metazoa; Arthropoda; Arachnida; Scorpiones; Buthidae
Exons: 1
Coding region: 50-643 (197 amino acids)
Molecular function (GO): nucleic acid binding; zinc ion binding
Source: RefSeq, a predicted model, not a curated record
UGUCACUUCUGGCGAGUAUAAAAAGAAGCAGAAUUCUGGAAAAACAAAAAUGUCAGUGGAACGGGCAAAACAAAAAUUCCCAUGUAACAAGUGCAAACAAUUGGGUCAUUGGGCAGCAGAGUGUCCGCAGAAAAAGACAGGUGUCGGGACUAAUAAGCAAAGAAGUGGCAAUGUCGUAUUCAUUUCACAUGUCAUGGGCAUGUCGAUUGGAAACUACAUUGAUGCAAAUAAAUGGUAUUGUGAUAGUGGUGCAACCAAGCAUAUUACUCCAAACAAACAAUACUUCGAAUCAUAUAGAGAAUUUGUUGUUCCUGAAGUAAAAUCACUUGGAAAGCAAGGUGUGAGUAUGUAUGCACAUGGGCAAAGAACAAUAAGGAUUCAAGUUCGACGAAACAAUACCUGGUAUAAUGUUGAAAUGAAAAAUGUUUUUUAUGUCCCUGAUGCAACUGGUCACUUGUUUUCUGUCAAAGCAGCAGCAUCGAACGGUUACAGGAUAGUAACCGAUGACAGAAGUGUUAAAAUUCAAGACAAAAUUGGUGAGAACACUGUCAUCACUGGUUACAUUAAAAAUGGUCUGUACAUGCUCGAUAUACACGUUGUAAAACCACACAAAAACAUUAGGGUGAAUUUUGACAGCGUCUGAUAAUCUACAAGUGUACCAUGAAAGGUUUGGUCAUCAAAAUAAACGGCAUGUAAAGAAUGUUUUGAAGCAAAUGAACAUCAACGUGGAAGGUUGCAAAGAAAAAUUCUGUGAUGGAUGUACUGUACUUUGGGAAAAAUGCAUAAACUACCAUUUAAGCAAAGAAUAAAUUGUCCAACAGUUAC